Messenger RNA from Symsagittifera roscoffensis, 1911 nucleotides. Its product is annotated as tubulin alpha-1 chain-like. Gene Ontology annotation, cellular component: microtubule; cytoplasm. The transcript is spliced from 4 exons. NCBI's taxonomy places the organism in Eukaryota, Metazoa, Xenacoelomorpha, Acoela, Convolutidae. Gene Ontology annotation, biological process: microtubule cytoskeleton organization; mitotic cell cycle. Gene Ontology annotation, molecular function: GTP binding; structural constituent of cytoskeleton. The record is from RefSeq and is a predicted model, not a curated record. The coding region runs from base 252 to 1613 and encodes 453 amino acids.
CCCCACGAUAGAAUUACUAAACAGGAACGGUUAUAUAGAUACCAUUGAGGCUGACGCACCAUACCAUAUUAACACUCUUUUCUCGCGUCUCGCUCAGUCAUUCCAUUUGCAUUCUACCUAACGGUUGCAACUACCGUUUCUACUAAAAGAGCUCAGAGUAGUUCCACAUCUUUGUUUUCAUUCCAUUCUCCUUUAUUUCUCUCUCUCAGUUCACAACUGCAGUGUUGCUGUUUCCAUAACAACAAGCCAAAAUGCGUGAAGUUCUCUCGAUCCAUGUGGGGCAGGCUGGAGUGCAGAUGGGCAAUGCCUGUUGGGAGCUGUACUGUCUGGAACAUGGGAUCCAGGAGGAUGGUCAGAUGCCCAGCGACAAGUCCCUCGGAGUGGGCGAUGACUCGUUCAACACCUUCUUCAGCGAAACUGGAUCGGGCAAACACGUUCCACGUGCCAUCUUCGUAGACCUGGAACCCAGUGUAGUUGAUGAAGUGAGGACUGGCAAGUACCGCCAGCUGUUUCAUCCAGAACAACUCAUCACAGGCAAGGAGGAUGCCGCCAACAAUUACGCCAGGGGACACUACACCGUCGGCAAGGAGCUCAUAGACUCUGUUUUGGACAAGAUCCGCAAACUGGCCGACCAAUGCACUGGACUGCAAGGUUUUCUAGUUUUCCACUCGUUCGGUGGAGGCACUGGGUCUGGAUUCACUUCUUUGCUCAUGGAAAGACUCUCGGUUGACUACGGCAAGAGAUCUAAAUUGGAGUUCGCGGUGUAUCCUGCGCCUCAGAUCUCAACUGCAGUGGUCGAGCCUUACAAUUCCAUCUUGACAACUCAUACCACACUUGAACACUCGGAUUGCGCAUUCAUGGUUGACAAUGAGGCUAUCUACGACAUCUGUCGUCGAAAUCUGGACAUCGGCCGGCCAUCGUACACGAACUUGAACCGACUCAUUGGUCAAAUAGUGUCUUCGAUCACGGCGUCUCUCAGAUUUGAUGGCGCAUUAAACGUGGACUUGACUGAGUUCCAGACUAAUCUGGUACCCUACCCGAGGAUCCACUUCCCACUCGCAACAUACGCUCCGGUGAUUUCUGCUGAGAAGGCCUACCACGAACAACUAUCGGUUAACGAAAUUACCACUUCGUGCUUUGAGCCGGCCAAUCAGAUGGUGAAAUGCGAUCCAAGACAUGGGAAGUACAUGGCUUGCUGUCUGUUGUUCCGAGGAGAUGUCGUCCCUAAGGAUGUCAACGCGGCAAUAGCCACAAUUAAGACCAAGAGGACUAUCCAGUUUGUCGACUGGUGUCCCACUGGGUUCAAGGUUGGCAUCAACUACCAGCCCCCGACCGUAGUCCCGGGAGGCGACUUGGCUAAGGUUCAGAGAGCUGUGUGCAUGUUGAGCAACACAACCGCCAUCGCCGAAGCCUGGGCCCGAUUGGACCACAAAUUCGAUCUGAUGUAUGCUAAGAGAGCAUUCGUCCACUGGUACGUCGGAGAAGGCAUGGAGGAGGGAGAGUUCUCAGAGGCGAGAGAAGAUCUGGCUGCCUUGGAAAAGGACUAUGAAGAGGUUGGCAUCGACAGCACUGAUGCGGAUGAGAACGAAGGUCAGGAGGAGGAAGAAUAUUGAGUGUCAUCGAGCCGCACCUCGUUCUCCCUUUCCCAAGACAAGCACCUAACCUUGACACAAACACUACUAUACAACUAAAUAAAUAAAGCAAAAAGACUGAAAAACUUUUCCGUACAGACUGAAAAUCUCUCCCAGCAUGACUCGAUUAUGUCGUACAAUCGAGUAUUGAAAUAUUCCACUACUGCAAUUAUGUCAAAAACAUUGACUUAAGUUAAACUUUCAGGCAUUCCAUUAGAAAGGCGAUGUUUCAAAGCAUGGCUUCAGAAUGAAUAAAUUUGACCACACUUUUCAAAUCUUA